UCUGAUCGUUCCGAGAAAGAUGAACCAGCGUGAGUGCUUCCUUAUUUUAUGUUUUCUGUGUUCGAUUCAGUUUUCCGAUACAUCCUACCAAUGUGGAAUCAGACUACACGGAUUGCGUCCACUGAUCAAAGACGGUUGGCAAGUGGAAGAAGGUCAGUGGCCAUGGCACGUGGCAGUGUUUAAUCGAUUGAAGAGUACUGAUCAGUUCAAGUACGGUUGCGGGGGUACUUUGAUCAACGAGAAGCACACCCUGACGGCAGCUCAUUGCGUCAAACGAAAGCGGCCACCUUUUUUUUAUGAGAUAGAGCUUCAUUUCGGUCAGCAUAAUCUUUCGAAGUUGAGUGAUAACGUUGUGGUCCGCGACGUUAGUGAAAUACAUGUGCACCCGGAAUAUGAGCCAAAUAAGAAUGACAUCGCUGUGCUGGUGAUGCGAUUGCCAGUGGAGUACUCCGAUACCGUGAUUCCGAUUUGUCUGGACCAGAGAAUGGACCUUGCAUUGCAAGAGCUAGAAGGAUGGGUCACAGGGUGGGGAAUGACGGAGAACGGGACCAUUUCGGAUGUACUUCGGACGGUUUCGCUGUCCGUGGUAAGUCAUUUGACGUGUCUGCAGGACGACCCAAAUCUGUUUAGUAACUGUUUGAACGAAAAAGUUUUCUGCGCUGGAAAUAAAAAAGGUAGCAGUCCUGGACCGGGAGACAGUGGCGGCGGCAUGUACAUCAGUGAUGGCGAUCGUUGGCAGCUCAGGGGAAUUAUUUCUUUUGGAAAAUUCAACGAGUUGAAGAAAUCAGUUGAUGCUUCCAAAUACAUCGUGUUUGUUAACAUUCAGUGGUACUUGUCAUGGGUUAAGGAAAUUUUAGGCGAGAGUGAACUUCGCCUGGACAAGAGACAAAAACGAAUAAGCGAGCUAGAGUGCGAACGAUUCCAAACACUGACGAGAAAACGACCCAACGGUGAUUGCUUAAACAUAUAUAUGCACAAUGUGAUGGUAAUUGCAACGCAUUACAGUUCUAAGAAUUGGUGCAAUGGUGUCCUGGUAGAUGAGUCACAUGUCAUAACCACUUGCAGCUGCCUUCGAAAUGCAGUAUAUGCAAAAUACUUGUCAGCAAAAGUGCCCUUCGAUUCGUACGGAGAAGUUGCUGUUUCGGAAAUGGCAUGUCAUCCGAAGCAUGCCGACGACAGCUUACGCUACGACUUAGCUAUUCUGAAACUGAAUGAAACGAUUCUUCUCAGUAAUACCCUGAUCCCGGCUUGUUUGGCUAAUAACUGGACGGAAAAUCUGAACGACAUUCUUGUGCAGACGUUCUACACCACUCAAUCGUUUGGUAACGACCAGAUGAGUCUGGUUGAGUUGAACGAGAACAGAAUAUCGCUAUAUGAGAAUUGCCAUUUACUGCGUCGUCCCGAUUGGUUCAACAGGUCUGACCUUAUCGGGGAACUGUGUGUCAAAAGUACUUAUAAAUUGAGGUACAAUGACUAUGUUGAAUUGUCGUACAAUUCACACGGUGCAGUGCUGCAGACUACCGACAGGCGCUCGUGCAUGUCCACUGUGGUGGGCCUAAAAGUUCAGAACCGAGGAAGCGGUGAAUACCCCAAUCGGUAUUGGAUGGAAAUUUAUGCUAGAAUUACCUACAAUUUGGAUUGGAUUGAGCAGAGUAUCUGGGAUGGACAAUCCAAAGUUCUGCUUCUUUUCGUUUCAGUAGAUUCUAAACUGUAUAUGUACGAAUGCGGAAUCUACCAACAUAAAACAGAAGUUGAGGAGUGGCCGUGGACUGUGGCAAUAUUCUACCGAAAUCCGAAUACUAGUACGCUUGAACUAAUAUGUAGUGGCACAUUGAUAAGCAAGAAGCACGUUGUGACAGCGGCACAGUGCGUCCUGAAUCUCACCACCGGAAGACCGUUACCGGAGGAUACUUUUGAACUGCAUUUCGGCUUGACUUAUUUGGAACGUCAUAAUGUAAAAGUUCAAAUACGUUACGUCAGAGAAGUUCUUAUCCACCCGGACACUUCGGAUCACAACGUAGCGCUACUGGUCACCAGCUGGCCGGUCAAGAACACGCCUUAUGUGACGUACAUCUGCAUUGCCCCGGGCGACAAAACGGAAUUUUGGAAUUUGGAAGGACUAUCGGAAGUCUACAUCGCUGGCUGGCAAACAAUGGGAGCUACGAGAUCAGGACAUACACUGAAGUCUUCUAACAUCUCCAUUCUUCAUCGCCAGGAGUGCUUCGAAGCCGGACUGAGCAUCUCUUUAAACCAGUAUUGUUCCCACUAUCCUAAUGAAAUACAAAGCAACGCUGACCUUGGAUCGGGACUGUACUACGAAGACCGCGGUAAGUUGCAGUGGCCAUGGGUUUUGACGGGAAUCGUGUCAUCCGAGAAGAAAGGUAACAAUUCUGAAAGAUAUACCAUAUUGACUAGUCUUCGGCCGUAUAUCUCGUGGAUUGAAGGAAUUAUGUCAAGCAACACAUCUAGAAGAAUCAGUGAAAGAGAAUGCGAGCGUUUCCAGAGCUUGACUGAGAAAAGCGGGGGAUUUUGUGAAAAUUCGUGGGAAUACUUGCGGGGAUAUAAGUCGCAUGUGGUUAAACUUUUGAAAAAUUCCCGGAAGAUCAUUUGUCUCGGUGUACUUGUGUCAGAAAAUUUCAUUUUGACUUCAUGCCAAUGCCUACGGCACCAUAGUCGUCCAAAAACAGUUAAAAUUGGCUAUCGUGACAUGGUCAACAUUUCGGAAAUGAUGUGCCAUCCAGACUUUAAUCCCGCCAACUUUCAAAAUGAUAUCGGGGUUGUGCGGUUAUCCACUGCCGUUACACUAUCCAGUAAAUUGGUUCCGGCCUGUUUGGCAAAUAGUUUGUCGGAGCACCACAAGGACGCCAUGUUACAAACAAGGCUUUUGCGCGAGGAUGAUGGUAAGUUUUUGGUCGUUUACUCAUCAUAUGACUACAUCGGUACAAAGGACGAAUGCGACAAGUUGAUCAAAGAACCACAUCUCCUGAAACCUGGCCAGGCAUGUCUGAUCAACCCUAGCUCGGAAAUGAACAAAUUCAACGGAAGUAUUGUGCAGAUGGUAGAUAGUCGGACCUGUCGCUUCACGGUGACUGGAAUAGGGAGCACUGCCAUUGAAAAUCCUUAUCGCAGUACAGCCCGCAGAGUUGGCAUUGUUCAUCGUAUUGACCACUAUCUAGAUUGGAUAGAGAAGAUCGUGUGGGAGAAGAGUUUCCACUGUGGAAUGGCUAGACCUUUGGUUGCCACAAGCUUAUUUAGAGUAAGGUGUGUUUAAUAUUUAAUCUAAGGGGAAUUUUGGGAAAUCCUGAAUAAAACUACCAUCGACCCCAAAAAAUUUAUAUUAGCCUGACAUUAAAUUUCGAUGUAUGCAUCAACAUUAAGUUUUGAUGUACUUCUGAUGUGGAACAUUAGAAAACACUACGAUUCAGAUGUGUUUA
Messenger RNA from Aedes albopictus (Asian tiger mosquito), 3434 nucleotides. RefSeq lists its product as uncharacterized. The transcript is spliced from 13 exons. The coding region runs from base 20 to 3271 and encodes 1083 amino acids. Gene Ontology annotation, molecular function: serine-type endopeptidase activity. The record is from RefSeq and is a predicted model, not a curated record. Gene Ontology annotation, biological process: proteolysis. NCBI's taxonomy places the organism in Eukaryota, Metazoa, Arthropoda, Insecta, Diptera, Culicidae.